Molecule: messenger RNA, 4886 nt
Organism: Bombyx mori (domestic silkworm)
Lineage: Eukaryota; Metazoa; Arthropoda; Insecta; Lepidoptera; Bombycidae
Gene: smg
Product: protein Smaug
Exons: 7
Coding region: 266-2065 (599 amino acids)
Biological process (GO): regulation of mRNA stability; negative regulation of translation; nuclear-transcribed mRNA poly(A) tail shortening
Cellular component (GO): P-body
Molecular function (GO): mRNA binding; protein binding; translation repressor activity
Source: RefSeq, a predicted model, not a curated record
UGAUAAUCUGUGGUCGGCCAUUUUGGAUUUUGAUAACUAGUCGAGUCUCUGAAACAAGUCCAUGUUUUCCAAUCUACCUGCAUUUAAAAUAAAAAAUAUCACCCAAAAACUACACACCGACAACCGUGAAAAGUUCGUUUUACCUACUCCAUGUGGAAGUUUGUCGCGGUAUCGAGGAAUUCGUGCUCAAGGAUCAGCUGUCACUCACCAUUGACGUGUAGAUUACAAACAAAUCUUGAGAUUGGGCUGCUAUGGUGUUGUCGCAAUGAACGGCACGUUUUAUGAGCAGCUGGGGGGUGUAACAGGGGUAUUCGAGCAGUGGGGUGCAUGCGAAAAGACUGUGACAGCCUGUGUGCUCGCCAGACGGGUCCCUUGGCCAGGACUAAGAUUAGUGCAGCGGGCCGUAGAGGCUGCACUUAGGAAUCAUGUGGAAGACGAACGACUCCAGAGAGACGCGAAUGACGAGGCUUUGCUGACGAGCCUCCUCACUACAAGAGGGGACGAUGAAGAUGACGACGGUGGUGAUAGACUAUAUCAACUCUUAACAUUAUUACCUCUACUGAACACAGACAACGAACGUGUUAAAGACAUUUACAUGAAUGCUAUGCCAGUGUUAGUUCAAAGGUGUGUAGAUUCCCCACGAAGAACAUCGCUGGCUCCAGAAUUAUGCAGACAGCUGUUGUCUUACAUGCUGGUGCAUCCUGCAUUAACACAUCAUGAUCAGAGGACAUUAACACAGUGGCUGCGUUACUUAGAGAAUCACAUAUCCGGUAACAGAAAUACAGAAAGCGUUUGGCAACAACGGAUAGACCCCUGUCUCCUUCCUGACACCAAUAUAUGGAGUACAAACAACUCAUUCAGAAGAACGAUAGGCAAAAAUGUUGAAUUUCGAUGUAUUUUAGAUCCUUUGGAUCAAUUCAACAAUGAUUUACUUCAAGAAUCAUUCUCUAAGAAUGGUCGUGAUGUUGAUUUAAAUUUAGACGGAGACAAAUUGUUAUUUGAGGCAGCAAUAGCCCAACCAAAGUCUCAAAGAUCAAAUAGUUUAACUCCACCUUCAACGAAUUUUCUUCAAAUGUCCUCGUCAGCUGAGAAUUUGAGUGAUGAGCCUUUUGUUCAGAAACCGAGAAGUUUCUCCCUCUCCAGCGAGCACAGCUUGAGCCAAAUCAGGCCCAUUAGUAUAAUGUAUGGGACAACGGGCAGCGAAACUCGCUUAGAUGAUCUAAGAUCGAAUAACUUCACUGAACACCCUGGAAUGUCGACUGUUGCUCAGUGGUUGAAAAGUCUAAGGUUGCAUAAGUAUGUGUGGCUAUUCACAAAUAUAAGCUAUGAUCAGAUGAUGGCAAUGGAUGAAAAGUACUUGGAGAAGCUGGGAGUGACGAAAGGCGCUCGACAUAAACUGCUCCUGUCAAUAAAGAAGUUGAACGAGCGACCCUCCGUGAUGGAAGCGAUAGAGACAGAGCUGCAGGGCACUCCGGGGACUGCGGUCGUGGGGCGAGCUCUGGAGAGGCUUCGGGGAGUGUUGCUCAGCCCGAUGCCACCUUCAACUGAACUUCCAGGCUCCAUUGUCAGGGCCUUGCAACUUGCAUCGAAAUGCCUGAACAACUCGUCGAACAUCAACCACCGUCUGUCUGUGCCCAGCAGCGAUGAUGACCACGAGCCGCCGGUGGACCCCAUGUCCUUACAUUGCUGGCUCGUUGAAAAGGCGCUGCACCACGAGUCCUUCAGCUCGGCGAGCCUGCAGGACGGCCUCAAGCGGCUGAGGCACCGCCUGCCGCCCAGACAGUUCUACCGGCACGUGGGCGACAUGCCGCACCGACACCGACACGCCAAGCCCAGAUGGCGGAUGCCUCCACACAACGGGUACCAAAAGCCUCAAAAACGCAUAUGGAGCUGCAAACCUCAAACGGGCCCCGGUCCCCCCCACCCGCGCCCCAAGUCCCACUCCUACCCCCCAUACGUGGGCGCCGCGCCCCCCGCGCUGCCCCGCCCGCCCCCCACCCCCAACGACGAAUACUCCAGCCUCGACGCGCUGUGUCUACAGAUGACUGAACAGGCCAUUAAUUAAUGACUCUCAUUUGAAAUAUAAAAAAAGCAAUCGAAUUAAUUUAUUGUGUGCAGUGUCGAUAUCGCUGUCUCGACUUCUAUAACGAACGGUUGUGUCCAGUGUUCGGUCGUCGAUAAUGUCUCAAAUCAUUUCAACUCUGAUUCAGCAAAUAGAUCGUUAUUUUUUAAAUUAUGUGGACACAUUAACGGUAUUCUAAAUGAACCAUACAUCGAAACUAUAAUUAAAAAUAAAUUGAAAUGUUGCCAACGCAACUUAGUGAUUUUUUAUUUAUUAGAUGAUAAAUCUAUUUUAUAACAUUUGACAGUUUAUCGAUAUGUUAGUAUCGUGACGAUAAUACGUAUUUAUAUUGAUAGAGCGGUCAGACAUGGCGACGCGACGACAACUCUGAUGUUUAAACUUUAAUCGAUUUUUUUGUAUAAAUAUUUUGUGACUUUCGGAAUUUUGGUGUUAAGUGUAUUUCAGUGGUUUUUUUUUAUUAUUAUAAACAUGACUGGGUAUGCGCCGGGCAGUGCCCUUAAUAAUAAUUUUAUUACGAAAGUAAAUAACUAAUAUAUAAAUGUUGACUUUUCUCUGUUGUUGAAAUAAGUUAGAUAAAAUAAAUUUAUUGUUUUUUUUUAAUGCAUUUUAUAGUCAAAACUUUUGAAUACGUGAUUACAUACGGUUACAUAGAUUAAUAGUUAAAUUUAUUCUGGUGCUAAUUUCGCAUUGUUGUUUUUAAUUUGGAGAAGCAAUGAAAUCUUAUGUCAUUAUGCCUUCAAUAAUAUUUUAUUAAAAGUUAAAACUGUUUUUAUUUAAUGAAAAUGAAAAUUAAUGUUUUAUAAAUGGCCUAUUGUAAUACAUCGACGAUUACGUUUUAUUUUUUGUUUUUAUUUUUAUUAAAUCCAACAAAGUACCUUUCUAUGCAUGUCUGCAUUAAGUCAACAAGGAUUCAGCGUAUUAUAAAUACAAUAAAACUUGUCGUCUAAUAGACAUUGCUAUUCUAAUUUAACAAAAUUUACACUAUUUCGGACCGAUGUUGAACAAGUCUAUAAAAACAUUGAAAAACCGAUCCAAUAAAACUAGUCUUCAAUGAUCACAAUGACACUACCUACCUCCUACUUGUCGAUUUAGGACCUCAAGAAGUCUCUUGUACUUAUACUCUGAUUGUCUCCUUCAGGGCGGAGCCUGUGUACUGCCACUGAAUGAAUGUAAACAAUUUCUUUUUUGGCCCUAUCCUUGUAUUUAAUAUGCGCUGAAUCCUAUAAUAUAAUAUAAAUAUUUAAUUUAAUUAAUUUUCGUUAUUUAUUUAUACAUAUAUAAAUUGACUAAUGUUUUUUUUAUGGUUUUCGGGAAUAUACGUGAACUAGUAACACCCAGUGGUUAUAUUUCUAUGUAAUUGUAGGUUAUAAAAUUCGUGUAAACAUAAAUGGACGCAAUUAAACCUAAAGUAGGUAAUAUUAUCGAACCCAAUUAUAACAAUAACUUGAGAGCAAGGCUGCUCAAUCUAACGACGCUUUUGCUACUUGAAGUUUUGAGACGUAUUUAAGCGUCAUCAAAUUUAUCAAUAGCGGUAUUGUUAAAGUGUUUAAAACUAUCUACUUUCCGAGCAACGAAUACUCAACAAAGUUCUAAAAUCAACUGUUACUAUAUCAUUAAAAUGGCUUUUUAUUUAUUAAUUUUUUAUUGCUUAGGUAGAUGGACGAGCUCACAGUCCACCUGGUGUUAAGUGGUUACCGGAGCCCAUACACAUCUACAACGUAAAGGCGCCACCCACCUUGAGAUAUAAGUUCUAAGGUCUCAAUAUAGUUACAACGGCUGCCCCACCCUACAAACCGAAACGCAUUACUGCUUCAUGGCAGAAAUAGGCAGGGUGGUGGUACCUACCCGCGCGGACUCACAAGACGUCCUACUACCAUAAUGGCUCUUAGUACUUUUGUCAGGCCUAUACCUGAUUUCGGAAACGUGUGAGUUUAGGCUAUUCGCUAGAGAAAGGGUCUCUGUUGUUUACUAUAAACAAGGCAACAUACCCAUUAUUCAGCUUAUCUCUAAUUGCAUUAGAGCAAUUACAGUUCUCCCUUUGAAUUUAAAGGCUUUAAUAGUCUCUCAAUACGAGAAAACCUCUUGAAUACAACUACAACUUCUCAAUCGUGAGGUUUGACAACGAACGUUUAUUUGCGUCCAUUUUUAUUUGACGAUUCAACAAUAUGCCCAUCACAGUAAAUAGACAAAUUAUUAUAUUUAUUUUUUAAUUUGACUGGAUCAAAACAGAAUGAUUUACGAAUUGUGCAAUUUGUAGGUAAUUAAAAUUUAAUUAAAUGUUAAUAUAAACAUCUAAGAAGUAAAUAAGUUAAGUUUAAAUAGGUACCUACAUAUUUUAUUUAAAAAAAGUUAAAAGUGAAAGCAUUAACAUUUUGUAAAUGUAAAGAUUACCUAAAAAAAUUUAUUAUUUGUUGUUAAAAAUGAAUAAAAAAAUUUUUGUCGCUCACAUUUAUCUGCGAUAGUAAUUAAAUGAAGCCUGUCGAAUAAUGAAUGAAAUAAAGAACUUUAAAAUGAUGUGUCGAAAAAUCUAAAAAAAAAUAUUAUUUACAACUGCAUUAACGGGGUUAUGAGUCUAAAUAUUAUAUUAAAUAAAGAAGUUAUAUCUUCACAAACAUGUGUAAAUUUUUAUUCAACUUUUGAUAAAUGUGUGUGACAAAAUGAAAACUUUCAAUUAAGAAGAGCUUAAUUCAGCAAUAAUUGUUCAAUGUACAGAUAAAAAUGUUCUCUGGAGCUUGGUUUUGUAGCGGCCCUUCGAAACGUGGGUCCAGUGUUCAUUCGCAAUGAUAUAAAAUAUUAUAGCAUA